AUGUCGGGUCAGAGUUCGGCGACGAAAAGUGAAACGAUGCCUCGCAAUCGGUCAUCCAAGCCCAACGGAGUGUCCAACGAAGCGUCCCCCAAAACCGAAGAUGAACCCGAGUUUGAAUUCGGGGGCGCCUUCGGUGUGAGCGCCCUCAUGGUCGGAUUCCCCUUGCUCAUGUACUACAUGUACAUCGGGACAACGUUCUACGAUGGCAAGGCACCGAUGCCGCAAGAGGGAGAAACAAUCCCGGACUUCCUGACCCGCCUGUUCGAUCUCGCCUAUACGCACGCCUUCCCUCAUCGCAAAGCAUGGAUCAUCUAUUGGACGUUCCUCAUCCUUGAAGGUAUCGGAUACGUGUGCCUCCCUGGUGUCUAUGGGAAGGGCAAGCGUCUCCCCCAUCUGAAUGGACAACAACUGGACUAUUACUGCUCCGCCGUGUCGUCUUGGUAUGUCACGAUCUUGGCCUCGUUGGGUUUGCAUUUUAGCGGGCUCUUCAGGCUGGAUACUCUGAUCGAUGAGUUCGGUCCGCUCAUGUCGGUGGCCAUUUGUUCGGGAUUUAUUGUCUCGUUUGUGGCGUAUUUCUCUGCGUUGGCGAGAGGUGCAGACCACCGCAUGACCGGGUCUCACGUGUAUGAUUUCUUUAUGGGCGCGGAGCUGAACCCGAGGCUCUUCCGGUGGCUCGAUAUGAAGAUGUUCUUCGAGGUUCGCAUCCCUUGGUAUAUUCUCUUCUUGCUGUCGCUGGGGACGGCACUCAAGCAAUGGGAAGAGCUGGGGUACGUGUCCGGGGAGAUUGGAUUCUUGCUGAUGGCUCAUUUCUUGUAUGCCAAUGCGUGUGCCAAGGGCGAGGAGUUGAUCAUCACUAGCUGGGAUAUGUACUACGAAAAAUGGGGAUUCAUGUUGAUCUUCUGGAACUUGGCCGGCGUUCCCAUGAGUUACUGCCAUUGCACGUUGUACCUGGCGUCUCACCACCCGUCAACCUACCAAUGGUCGCCGGUUGCGCUGGGCGCUCUGGUUGUGAUGUAUCUCUUCAUGUACUGGGUCUGGGAUACGUGCAACAGCCAGAAGAACUAUUUCAGGGCCCAGGAGCGCGGCGUUUCGGUGGACCGAAAGACGUUCCCGCAGCUGCCGUGGAAAUUUGUCAAGAACCCUGAAACAAUCCGGACCGAGACCGGUGAUUCAAUCUUGUGCAGUGGAUGGUAUGGCAUGGCUCGUAAAGUGCACUAUACCUGUGACUGGUUCUUCGCGAUGUCGUGGGGCCUGAUCACUGGUUUCAACUCGCCGUUCCCAUGGUUUUAUCCCGUUUUCUUCACGGUGAUGAUUAUCCACCGCGCUACGCGUGACAUUCAGCGAUGUCGCGAGAGAUACGGAGAGGCUUGGAUGGAGUAUGAGCGUCGCGUGCCGUAUCUGUUUAUCCCGUAUGUCAUUUAA
Messenger RNA from Aspergillus melleus, 1422 nucleotides. It is a transcript of the gene erg4A, whose product is annotated as c-24(28) sterol reductase. The coding region runs from base 1 to 1422 and encodes 473 amino acids. Gene Ontology annotation, biological process: ergosterol biosynthetic process. The record is from RefSeq and is a predicted model, not a curated record. Lineage: Eukaryota; Fungi; Ascomycota; Eurotiomycetes; Eurotiales; Aspergillaceae. Gene Ontology annotation, cellular component: endoplasmic reticulum membrane. The transcript has 5 exons. Gene Ontology annotation, molecular function: Delta24(24-1) sterol reductase activity.